Molecule: messenger RNA, 2052 nt
Organism: Ostertagia ostertagi
Lineage: Eukaryota; Metazoa; Nematoda; Chromadorea; Rhabditida; Trichostrongylidae
Source: the annotation of a GenBank genome assembly
AUGCCGGUCCAAGACGAAAUGGAGUAUCUACCGCAAGGGCUCGCCUCCCAUCCGAUGGUACAACGGCGAGCUUCUGUUUUUCAAGAUCUGAUUACUGUAUUCCGUAAAAAUACAUUGGGAAGAAUUAAUCGCUCCAGUUCAACAUCUGAUCCCAAUCGUCACAGUAAAGACGAUAUUUUUCAUCACUUUGGAAAAUUUCACUUUCACGAAACCGACGCGUUUCUCGGCAAGUCGGACCAUAGGGACGAGACUGAUGAGGACGGAAAACCCCUCACCAGACAGGUGCUCCUGGAGCGAAUACGGCAAAAGAAAGAGGUCAUCGGAAAAUUGCGAUGUCAACCAUGGAGCAUGUCCCGCAAAAAGCGGACUUUAAAGCUCGCUCAGAAAUACUUGGAGCAGCAUGAAUCGCGUGUAUCCAGAACGCAUUUAUACAUGGAAGAGUUUCGAAAGCGUAUGCGCUUGUUGAAACGAAGUUUCUCGAACAUUAAAACCUACUUGAUACCAUGGGAAGGCAAAAUUAAACGAAUUGAAAGUCAUUUUGGUUCGGUGGUCUCGUCCUACUUCACAUUUUUACGAUGGAUCGUGUUCGUGAACGUGAUCAUCACAUUAAUCAUUUUCGCACUUGUUGUGCUGCCUGAGACAUUGGCUGACGCGGCAGCGGACGAGGCCAGACGUAACCGAACCCUGACACGCAAGGAGAUCCCGGCAAACGAGCGUGUACAUGCCGACGAAAUCGCCGUCGUUUGGCACUACGAUGGAUAUUUACGGUACUCACCACUGUUCUAUGGAUAUUACUCGGACGAUGAAUUUCUAGGACAGAAAUAUCCGUUGCCGUUGGCAUAUUUCCUUGUCACUAUUUUCAUAUUUGCCUAUAGCUUUUUCGCCAUACUUCGGAAAAUGGCCGCCAACGCUCGCAUGUCAAAGCUAUCCGGCAGUAAAGCCGAGCAAUACAUUUUCAAUUGGCGUGUGUUCACCGGAUGGGACUACACAAUUGGCAACCAAGAAACGGCCAGUAAUACUGUAAUGGCGAUUGUGAUCAAGUUGAGGGAGUCAAUCGCUGACUGUCGUGUAUCGCUCGGGUCAAAAUUUCGGUGCCUACAGUUUACAUUACGAGUAAUAGCGAAUAUCGUCAUUUGUGGGAUGCUCGCCUUUUCCAUUUACUGUAUUUCAUUUGCUGUGCAAAAAUCUCAAACAGCCGUUGAACAGGAAGGCAAUCUCUUCACAAAAAAUCAGGUACCUUCUGUGGUAGCGACAAUCACUCACGUCUUUCCAAUGAUUUUUGAUCUUAUCGGACGUCUCGAGAACUACCAUCCAAGAACAGCACUUAGAGCACAUCUAACCAGGGUUCUUGUCCUAUACGUCCUGAAUUAUCUUACUUUGAUAGUGGCGUUAUUCGACAAAAUGGACGCUAUACGGAAAAAAGAUCCGUCAUUAGAUUUUAGCGUGGCGCGUGAAAAGCGUCAACUGGGAGGACGAAAUCCGAACAUUCCUCGACCUCCACCGUAUGCUAGUCGUACGUUCGAGAACCGUACAGAUCUACUACGUUUCAUUGAAAGGAGUACACGACGUUUUGAUCAGAAUCGUACGACACGCUCCGCACCAACGACACCGUUCACGGUGGCUCCACAAUUUGGCCCAGUCAACGUGAACAACCCAAAUGUUAUAUUGCGAAACGGCACCUUGAGCAAGAUUUUUGAAGCGAAACGAAUCGGUCCUGCACCGUUGCCCAUCUACACUCCACCGCCUCGAACGUAUCCACCGCACGAACCUGGGAAAGUGAAAGAGCGAUAUGGUGGUCCAGAUUUUCAUCCUACUCGUAGCUAUCCAAAACUAACGACGACAUCACGACCUCGGAUAACUCGUCCGCCAUCGACUCGAAAACUCCUCACAGAGGGAACGACAUCGACGGAGCAAGCGGAUCCCGAGGAUCCAGAAGAUCCUGUAACGAUAAUAAACGAAAACAUUUCCGAAGAGGCUGUAUCUGUGAGUGAGGAGGAGUUCUUCCAAAACGGUAACUUUCUCUUGAUAAUGCUCAACUUCAUCAAAACAAUU